Messenger RNA from Fusarium verticillioides 7600, 1780 nucleotides. RefSeq lists its product as hypothetical. NCBI's taxonomy places the organism in Eukaryota, Fungi, Ascomycota, Sordariomycetes, Hypocreales, Nectriaceae. Gene Ontology annotation, biological process: regulation of peptide transport; transmembrane transport. Bases 180 to 1487 code for a protein of 435 amino acids. The record is from RefSeq and is a predicted model, not a curated record. Gene Ontology annotation, molecular function: transmembrane transporter activity. Gene Ontology annotation, cellular component: membrane. The transcript is spliced from 4 exons.
CGCGACCAUAUUAAUAUUAUCUCCCUCCCACAUUUCUAAACACAACCAUCGAAAUACCCUCAAAGUCGCAGUGGUCGCUUGCGCUGGCAUCACCAACAUCUUCGCUUAUCGCGACUUGGGCCGAGAACGCGCACAGUUGCGCGCAUCCGGGGAAACUGAUUUCGCAUUGGAGAUAAGAGAUGGCACCGGCUAUGUCGACUUUAUCAGAUGAGGGAUUGCUUUCGCAAGAGCGACAGCAUGAACAAGACGAGAACGAUGUGGCAGUACCUUCGAGCCCGCUACUCGAGUCGAGAUCAAGAUCACCAGCUGGGUGGAGAGCGAAACUGGGCUUGGGCGGUGUUGCGAGAAGAACCCUUGGCUUUGCGCUGUUAUUGCUGACGGUGUUCCUAUGGACAUUAUACAAUUUCAUCGCCAGUUACAUGUUCUCUGAUCAAACCUACAACAAGCCCUUCUUCAUCGUUUACCUCAACACCUCGAUAUUCGCAAUCUCCUUAAUACCCAAGUUCUUCAAAUACCUACGGAAGCAUGGAAUCAGUGGAAUGCGACACGAUGCGACGCAACUAUGGUCCGAUUAUAAGCAUGGCAGAAUAAACACGAAGUCACUCUAUCAAACCGAGGACGAGCAGGCAACCGAGCGCUUGAUAUCGCAAGGAUACGGAAGCACUGAAACCGCAACCUCCGAAGAGAAGCUGACGUUCAAGGAGACUGCCGUUUUGAGCUUCGAGUUCUGCAUGCUGUGGUUCUCAGCGAACUACUUUGCGUCAGCUUGUCUCGAGUACACAAGCGUCGCGAGCGUUACGAUCCUGACAUCCACGAGUAGUGUCUGGACUCUUAUCUUCUGCUCCCUAUUCGGAAUCGAACGGUUCUCGACAGCCAAAAUCUUGGGUGUGGGAGCUUCCCUAGCAGGAGUGAUUCUUAUCUCGACUGUAGAUUUGUCCGGCAAAAGCGAUGAGGAUAGAGGAUCGUUCCCGCACAAGUCACCUACGCAAAUCGCGGUUGGAGAUUCGAUGGCGCUCCUGAGUGCCGUUAUUUAUGGUCUUUAUGUGACUGUGAUGAAGCGCAAGGUUCCAAAUGAGGAUAAGGUCGAUAUGCAGAUGUUCUUCGGACUUGUUGGUGCCUUCAACGUGGUUCUCCUUUGGCCCAUCUUCUUCAUUUUGCAUUGGACGGGCUUAGAACCGUUUGAACUACCUCCCAGCAGCACACUUUGGGGCAUCAUUAUUUUCAAUGCGGUGUCUUCCUUCAUCAGCGAUAUUUCAUGGGCCCUCGCCCUGCUCAUGACGACACCCCUUGUGGUGACAGUUGGCCUAUCCCUCACAAUACCCUUGUCUUUGAUUGGCGAGAUCUUACAAUAUCAGCAAUACUCGAGUUUUACCUAUUGGGUUGGUGCUGCAGUUGUUUUUGUUUCAUUCAUUGUGGUCAGCCGAGAGAGCGACGAUGGGGAGGAACCCAAAAAGGACGACGACUUGGAGAGAUCGGUGGGAGUUUGAGUGUAUGGGUCAUGAAGAUAACGACAUGUAUGAGCUUACGAAAUUUUGAGGCGUUUGGCUUGCUUUCAACAGCAAGUUACGGGACAGCAGGGACAAGUUAUGCACAGGAUGCAAGGCGUUUCAACCGCAAGAUACGGCUAGACGAACAGUUCAGCCAUGGAGAUAUGGAGUUAAGGAUGCAAUUCAGAAUGUUAGAUUUCCCGAUCUGGAAAAUUGCAGGAAAUAAGUCUUGAUCGUGCAGGGUCUUGGGGGCCUCGUGGUUCUGGACCCUGAACUUCUCAUUUAUACUCUCG